UUCACGAGCUUCAGUUCGCUCAGUUUGUAGACACCGUUUGCCGUGGCCAAAAAAGAACGGACGAACACUAUUUUAGUUGAAAUAGCAUUUCCAACUGUAAACGGCAGCGCGAUUAUAGGCAACAAAAAAACAAGGAAAAUAUAAGUGCGGCUGUGUGUGUGUGCGUACGUCACAGACCGCGCGGGUAUGUGUGUGUGCGAUGGGAAAAAUCAGUAAAAUGUUUAUGCAAAUCAUGCGACGAAUGUGCGCCAAUUGCGUAAAAUCGUAAAGUGCAUUUAGUGAAACGAAAUUAUAUAAUUAAGGAGCGCCACAAGGAAAUAAGCGAAAAGUAUUUUUUUGGCAAAUACAAAGAAAGGCAAAGGUUGCAGCUCCAUUUCCUUUUCUUCGCGUGUGUAUGUGUAGGUGUAGGCAAGUGCGGCCGUGUGUUGGUGUCUCGUGGCCAGCUGUCUGUGUAUGUGUGUGCGGCAGUGGGUGGUUGUAUGUGUGCACUGUGGGUGCAACAACGUGAACGCUUCAUCCCGGAAGUGAUUUGUAUAAGGCCGAAAGCCUCUGAAAUUUUACACCCGAGCGGAAAUAGUUGCUAGUAUUUUGUGAUGAAGUCAUGUGGAAAUAGCAGCCACAACAACAACAACAAAAACAACAACCAGAGCAGCAGUAACAAGACCACUACAAUUAUAGGCAAAAGUUAAUUAAAUGCUGCAUCAUUUGCAAGCUGCAAGCAAAAAGGAAUUCUUAACAAUCGCAAUAAAACUUUUGUCGAACAAAAGUAAUUAAAGGACCUCACACCCAUACCAAUACCUCACCGUACGCUAUGGGACAACAAAGUUGGUAGAGGCGAGAAGGUGCGGCCGAGAGGUGGGGCGACUGGGGGCCAGGAGUCCUGUACAUGGCCAAAAGCCAGCUGACGCUGCCAGCCGCAAACAGCUAACAGCCAACACGAAGGAGCCCCGCGGGGACCAAGGACGCAGGACGCAGGACGAAGCGACGAGGAAGCGACGGCCGACAAAAUGCAGAAGGAGAACAAUGUCACGGCGGAGAAUUGCCAAUUUGUGGGGCCCUAUCGCCUGGAGAAAACGCUCGGCAAGGGUCAAACGGGACUCGUCAAGUUGGGCGUGCAUUGUGUGAUUGGCAAGAAGGUUGCGAUUAAAAUAAUCAAUCGCGAGAAACUUAGCGAAUCGGUGCUAAUGAAGGUUGAACGUGAAAUCGCCAUAAUGAAACUAAUCGAUCAUCCGCAUGUCCUUGGCCUGAGCGAUGUGUACGAGAACAAGAAGUAUUUGUAUUUGAUAUUGGAGCAUGUAUCCGGCGGAGAGCUCUUCGACUACCUGGUGAAGAAGGGCCGUCUGACGCCCAAGGAGGCGCGCAAAUUCUUCAGGCAAAUCAUCUCAGCCCUGGAUUUCUGCCACUCACAUUCGAUUUGCCAUCGGGACUUGAAGCCGGAGAACUUGCUGCUGGACGAGAAGAAUAACAUUAAGAUAGCGGACUUUGGGAUGGCUUCGCUGCAGCCAGCUGGCAGUAUGUUGGAGACCUCGUGCGGCAGUCCCCACUACGCGUGUCCGGAGGUCAUACGGGGUGAGAAAUACGAUGGCCGCAAGGCGGAUGUUUGGUCCUGCGGGGUCAUCCUGUACGCCCUUUUGGUGGGUGCGUUGCCCUUCGACGACGACAACUUGCGACAGCUGCUCGAGAAAGUCAAGCGCGGCGUCUUUCACAUACCGCACUUCGUGCCCCCCGACUGCCAAACUCUGCUGCGCGGCAUGAUUGAGGUGAAUCCGGACCGGCGGCUUACGCUGGCCGAAAUCAACCGCCAUCCGUGGGUCACAGCUGGGGGCAAAGGUGAGCUGGAGCUGGAGCUUCCGAUGAUGGAGGUGGUGCAGACACACGUUAUUCCCACAGCCACCGCGGUGGAUCCGGAUGUGCUGAAUGCGAUUUGCUCGCUGGGCUGCUUCAAGGAGAAGGAGAAGCUCAUCCAAGAGCUGCUCAGUGCGAGCCACAAUACGGAGAAGGUCAUUUAUUUCCUGCUGCUGGAGCGCAAGCGAAGGCGACCUGCUCUGGAGGACGAUGAUGAAAUUGCGCAGAAGUCCCGCAGUGAACUCGACGCAGUGGAUCCGCCUCGCAAGCGGUUGGACACCUGCCGCAUCAACGGAACCAAUGCACCCAGCUACGGACAAAUCUCAGAGGGUUCACCGCUCACGCCAAGACGACAGGCCUUCAACUUCCGCUCGUACAGCAGCACACGGAACCACCAACGGCGCUCGCCCACAACAGUUUCCUCGUCGGUGCGGAGCUCCUCAUAUCACAGUCCCACGCGCUGCAACUCCCCAAUGAGUUCCGCGCAGCAGCAGGCGAACGCCAUCUCGCGACCAUCCUCACCGGCGGCGGGAACUCGGCACUCCACGUACGGCGAUCGCGAUCGCUCCGGCCACCACUCCUCGGUGAGCAGGACACCGUCGCACAGCUCGCAGAAGAGCAUCGAGGGCGAUGUGGUGGUGGUGCGAGAGCCGCGGAUCGAGAGGAGGGACUCGUUGCGCCAGGAGCGCAGUGGAGGAUCGCCGAGGGAGCGGGGCGAUUGCGGCAUACCGCCGGGCAGUCCGGGCGGCAAUUCGAGCGGCUCCAGUUCCGCAUCGCCGUCGGUGCACCACCGUGCCAACUCAGGUCCGACCAUUGCCAUUAGUAUGUUCCACGAUCCAGAGUCGAAUAGUGUUGUGAAUCCAAAUGGUUCGCCCAUGAUGAACAACAGCAGUCCGGGAAUGCCUGGAUCACCUUGCAACACACCUGGUGGCCAAUUGUGGAAGACUCGGCUCACCAACAUCAAAAACAGUUUCUUGGGAAGUCCGCGGUUCCAUCGCAGAAAAAUGCAGGUUUCUGCCGAUGAGGUGCACUUGACGCCCGAAUCCUCGCCGGAGUUGACAAAACGCUCCUGGUUUGGUAAUCUCAUAACAACCGAAAAGGACGAAACCUUUACUAUUUUGGUCAAGGGCAAGCCAAUUGCCACGGUCAAGGCGCAUUUGAUACACGCAUUUUUAUCCAUGGCUGAACUAUCGCAUAGUGUGGUGUCGCCCACCUCAUUUCGAGUGGAGUACAAGCGAAAUGGCAAUGGACCCGUCAUGUUCCAGCGCCAUGUCAAAUUUCAGGUUGACAUCAGUGCCAUUUGCAAACAAGGUGACAUAGCGGAUAUGUUGUUUGCAUUAACAUUUACGCUGCUAUCAGGUAACAUUCGGCGUUUUCGACGCAUUUGCGAGCACAUCCAAUCGCAGGUGUGUUCCAAGCGAUUCCCGGGACCCAGUAGUCCGCCCACGGUGACCAGCGUAACCCAGGCUGUUUCCGAGAGCUCCUCCUGCGGAUCGGUGUCCAGUGAGAGGUUGUCCUACAAGCGACAGGUGAUCGAAAACGACAUGGAGAACGACUCCAUAUUCUCGUACAAGUCGGGCAAUGGACGUAGAGCCUCGACCACCAACAAUAACAAUGCCAAUCCAGUGGACAUUCCCGGCAGUCCCAUUGCAGUGCGAUCCAACUCUGAGACCGCUGAACACGAACGCAACCGCGAACUGCAGAGUGAGCGCCAGGCGACAACGAUGUCCGGUAGUGCAAUCGCAUGAGAAUUAUUUCUCUGAUUUAGUUACAUUUUUCUAAAGGUCAUUUGUUUCGAUAUGGCACUAGUCAACACAAAACGCAACCAAAUAUUGUACUCCAACUAGAUAACGAAUCAGCCACUCAAACAGUAUUUUUUCUAGAAUACCAUCAGCCAGAGAUCUUCAAACUAAGUAACACUUCUCACACACGAAAAACAAAUCCGAAUAAUAUACCAAAGCAAUAAUAGUGGAAUUUAUAUGAACUAGCAUUAAUAACGAAUCUGAACUUUUGAAAGCCGAACGAUUGAACAGAACUUUGCUAGCUGCUCCAGCUUUUAUUAAACUUCAUUUUCUAGUUAUUGUUGAUUUUUUGAGUGACUUUUUGAAUAUGUUCUUUUGAGGGACAUUGUUGCCGCCGCGCCUAAAAAGCUUGCAAAUAAAAACACCGUGUAAAAAUAUACAAAAAAAUGGAAUCAAGUUAGCACUAGCAUAAGUCGAACCAGUUAUUCUAGUCAUUUUCUUUACCUAGAUUAGGCCUCAGAUUUAGCUACGAAAACGAGGAAUGCUACUCAAGAAAAUUCGCUGACGAUUUGUAUAGAGUGUAUAAAGAAUAUUACGCAAAUGCACUGAUCUUAAACUACUAACAAAAUUAAAGAAAAGAAAAACAAAAUAACUUUUGCAUUACUUAGCGUUGCUGUUUUUCUAACAAACCAAAUCGAUAUAACUAUUUUGCUAGCCACUAAAGAAAAUCGAAGAAACAGGACGGGAAGGGCAAACUAUUUUUCCUAAAUAACAAAAUACUAAACAAAUCGCGCCAACUUUCGAACUUCAGAGAUGCAUACAUGACGAUCAAAAGAGUGUUGUGCGGUAGAUAAACUCAGCAGAUAUUGACAAAGAAUAUAGGAGACGAUUAGAAACAUGUAUAAUGUACAUAAGACACCGAAUAACGAAUAACUAAAAACGGCACAGCACAUGGCUAAUAAGGCAUAUACAGCACAUUAAAGUAACGACAUUAAAUACCAGAAACAAGAUAUAUUUUGCAUGGGCCUAAAAUAAAGCUUUCUUAACCAGUACUUGUAUAAAUCAAUUGGGACGAAAUAUUUAUCUAUGUAUAGAAUGGAUCAGGGAUUGAACAAAUUGCUGGGUUGCAUCAGUGACAAAAAAAUAAUACCUAGGAGAGAAAUUCGAUUGGAGUUUGUAUAUUUUUAUUGGAAAACAAGUAGAGCAAACAAGCUGUCCAAGAAUGCACAAAUGCUAUUAUGAUCUACUCAACUCUUCUCUCAGUGUAAGGAGCGUUUCGCAUGGCAACCCCACAAACAAUCACAUGAAUCCUUCCCUACCCUACUUUUGAGUGGUUCUCAUAGUUUAUAGAUUACUUUCUAACACCCAUGCCAAUCAAUCAGAGUUCUUUUUAUAACACAUACGAUAAUUUGAAACUAAAAGACUUAAGAAAACGACAUAAAGCUAAUGAAAUCCAAACAAAAAACCGUCCAUUUAUCCACUUAAAGCUAACAACAAUGUAGAGGCACCUCAGCAAUUUGUGAAAUCUACUGGAUACGAGUGUAAAGUGAAAGCUGAAUAACGACGUAUGUAACUUGUAAAAGGAUAUAAAUCUAUACUGAAACUGUGUAUGACAGCAAUAUCAAAAUAGUCAGCUGAGAGAUAAGAGGCGAUACUAAAACGUGAUUAGAACAAAUAUUAAAGGACAAAUUAUGGCAAGUUAAUAAAUGCUUAAUGAUAAACCGAAGUAGGGUCGCGAAAAGUAAAUAAAUAUUUAAAAUACCUAUUUAAAAAGUAUUGAAUCAGUACUUAAAAAAAAUCACACGAGACGAACUCAAACAAAAAUCAUGCAAUAAUAUUGAAAUGAAAUUACUUUCUAGCAUUAACUACAAUACAUCAAAUUAUUUAAAGCUCAUCAUAUGGAAAAUACUCAAGAAGAAAACGCAUUUAAGCUGAACAUACAUUCAAAAUUAAGCUCACCGAUUUGAAGAGAUGGCAUUACAUAUAUUUAUACAUGCAUAUAUCAUAUACACCUCGAUCAUAUUGUAUUCUGUAUUUACUUUCAUAUACAAGAACAAAGUCCUCCCAGCAUACCCAACAUAUACGACGUAUACAUCUAUAUGCCUCACCUGCAUUCGUACAUCCAUAUAUAUUUACAUACAAUCGCAUUUAAUACGAGUUACAUUUCAUCACCCAAAUUGUAUCAUAAGAAAUGUAAAGAUCAUAUUUUUCACUUGAUACUAAAACCUAACAAUACUAAGCCUAAGCAUAACCAAGAAGCUCUGCAUACUAAAACCCAAUCGCAGCUGCGAAAAAAAGAAGUAAAACGAUAAUUGCUUUAUAAGGACUACCAAUCCAAAGGAAACACAAUGAAAAAAUGAACAUAAUACUCAAUGCUGCAUUAUGCCACGCCUACCUUUUUACCUUAACUGAAGCCUAUACUAGAUGAUCAACCAAUCUUUCGCGCUCUUCUCAAAAACAUAAUCACCACCAAACCCAACUAACUCAUUUUAACUGCUUCACAUUCAGCAUGAGCAGCGAAUAUUUGCGCCGAGAUAAUUUUAUAUGCAACGUAUACAUAUUUCUAUCUAUAGUAUAUAUAUACACCCCUAUAUAUAUACAAGCAUUAUACACCAGAGCAAGCGCUUUACUUCAGAUGCAAAUGCUGUGCAAUGGAGAAAUGUUUAUUACUCAUUACGAAAUAAACGAUUCGCAUACUUAUUAAAAUACAUUUAGAGGGUAAUGUUGUGUAUUGUACUACGCUUUUUACGUUGUUGUUUUGUUUCCCCCUGCGUUUCAACAUAUUAUUGUAAUAUUGUAAUUAGUUUUGCAAGUGAUUACGGCUAAGUUAAAUACGGCAUUGUGCGCUUUGUUUUGUAUCUUCGGAUAUAAGUUGAAUGAUUGUAUUUUGUAAUUUAAUUUUAAGCUUGAAGAAUCGCGUCUGAGGGUGAGUCGAAAACCAGGCCGAGAUCGAACCAUAAAAGAGAUAAAUAUUAAAACCGACACGUGUAAGAGGAACAACAAAACCAAAAAAAAAAAAGGAAUACAAAACAAAACAAACAAAGUGGCAUCUGUUAUUAGGUUAAAAGAAUUAUUGAUAUUGUUUGCAAGAAAAUGUGUGAAAUAUAUAUAAAUAUAAAUAAAUAAAAUAACAUUUAGCAUAAAAACAAACAGUGAACAGACAAGCAAACAACCACAAAUUGUAAUUGCAAUUUAAAAAUAAAAUUAAUAUUUCAAAUAA
Messenger RNA from Drosophila ficusphila, 6807 nucleotides. It is a transcript of the gene sff, whose product is annotated as serine/threonine-protein kinase BRSK2. The transcript is spliced from 16 exons. Gene Ontology annotation, cellular component: cytoplasm. The record is from RefSeq and is a predicted model, not a curated record. Gene Ontology annotation, biological process: microtubule cytoskeleton organization; intracellular signal transduction; protein phosphorylation. Gene Ontology annotation, molecular function: protein serine/threonine kinase activity; tau-protein kinase activity; ATP binding. Lineage: Eukaryota; Metazoa; Arthropoda; Insecta; Diptera; Drosophilidae. Bases 1008 to 3593 code for a protein of 861 amino acids.